CGAAUUCGUAAACACGCUAUGCCACUUGUGGAUGCAUGCGUCCGUGGCGUAAUCAUUCCUUCGACGGCUGUCGCGUGCUUCGUAUGCUAGAAUCGUGAGCUCCCUUAGAGCGGCGUCAGUGGCCCUUGCUGGCCGCGGAAAUAGGAUGAACACAAGUGGGAGCUGCGACAACCAGGCUAUUCUACUACAGCUACCCACAGUGUGAACCACAUCAUGUUUCUACUCGGUUGGAGCCGUGCUGCCGAUCCAGACUGAAGUGAACGGAAAUGGCCGCCCGAACGGGUUCAGAAACUUCGAGAGCAUCGACGUUGCCUGGAAGAACCUUACCUACAAGGUCAAGUGCGGCAGAACCAGUAGGAACCUGGUACAAAACAUGAGCGGCGAAGUGCGUUCUGGUACACUGACGGCAGUCAUGGGCCCUUCCGGUGCUGGCAAGACGACAUUGCUCAACUUGCUUACGGGUUUCUACGACAAGGGCUACACCGGAGAAAUUCAUAUCAACGGCUACGUGCGCGAACGGGAGCUGUUCAACAAGCAGAGCUGCUACGUCAUGCAGGAAGACCGCCUGCUGCCAGUUCUGACGGUAUUCGAAGCCAUCUCCAUGAGCGUUGAACUGCGAAUGCCGAACAUUGAACCAAAGGACAAGGCCAAGAAGGUAGAGCAGUCAAUACAAGAAUGGGGCCUGGAGGCGUGCCGAAACACUCUCACGGAGAAUCUGUCCGGCGGCCAGCGGAAGCGGCUGGCCAUCGCCCAAGAGCUGGUUAACAACCCGCCUGUUCUGUUCCUCGACGAACCUACAAGUGGCCUGGACAACGUAUCUAGUCUAAUGUGCGUACAGAUCCUCAAGCGGAUGGCAUCCAUGGGUCACACGGUCGUUUGCUCCAUACAUGCCCCCAGUGCCAAGAUAUUCUCUCAUUUCGAUAUGCUGUACAUGGUAUCCGGAGGACAGUGCAUCUACAACGGUGAAGUGGAUCAUCUUGUGGGAUUCCUUUCAAGACACGGCCUGCAGUGCCCACAGUUUCACAACCCCGCCGACUACAUUUGCGAGAUAGCGUCCGGCGAGUACGGUGACUGCUGCAAUAGGUUGAGCGUUGAGUUCGAGCUUCCCGAGCCGGAUAAAAGCGCGAUCGUCAAAGGGACACGGUCGAAAUACGGCGGAGUGAUCAUGACUAACGAGCAAAAAGCAGAGGCCUACAGGAUGUACUCCUUCAAGGUCAACCAAUUUCACCAGUUUCGAGUCCUGCUGAAACGCUGUUGGCUUUCAGUUUUCCGCAACAAGGUGGCAACACCUCUGAGGCUCGUGGCAUACGUUGGCUUCGCGGCAUUCAUGGUGAUACUCUUCUACGGCAUAGGUAACAAGGCAACCACGGUGACGAACAAUGUCACCAUGUUUUUCGCCAUUUCCUGCGUCUGCGUUUUCCAGUCAGUCCUGCCCGCCGCUAUUGUAUUUCCGAUGGAAGUACUAGUCUUGGCACGAGAACAACGAAACUGCUGGUACAGCCUGCACGUUUACUAUCUGGCAAACUAUAUUGCCGAGAUUCCUUUCCUGGUCGUCCCCAUCGGCCUGUUGAUCGGCAUCGUCUACUACCCGACGGGGCAGCCUAUGGUGCUCUGGCGCUUUGCGAGCCUGAUGCUGUUCAGCGUCCAGAUCUGCUCCGUGUCGCAGGCCUUGGCUCUCAUCGUGUCGGCAGUCUCCAAGCUUCAGACUGCAGUGUUCCUUGCCCUGCCAGUGGUGUCUCCAGCCUAUUUCUUCUGUGGCUUCUUCGUGCCGGCGCACUUGCUCAGCCCGUACACACGGUGGAUGACAGACGCGUCGUACAUGUACUACGCGUACAACGGCUUACUCUUGUCAGUGUACGGCUACGGCCGCGAACACCUCGAGUGUGACGAGUUCGUGUGCCUGUACGAGGACCCGGCGCACUUCCUGGAGGUCGUAGGUGCUGCGGACAAGAAGAUACACGUGUUGACUGUCGUCUUGCUGGCGUUCGAGCUGGCAGCCAGACUGACGGCGUUUGCUUUGCUCAAAAUGAGGCUCUCCAGGAAGGAGUGAAAGCUCGGGGCCAGGCUUCUGGCGGCGUCUGGCCUCUGUGUAUGUGUGCGCGCCCGCCCGUUGUGAGCGUGCGCAAGACUUCUCGAGUUAUUCGGCCGUCCAGUGGGUAAAAAAAUAUUGCCCCCGGGGGCAAGUGCGCACAACUUUCAUCGCUUUGUAUCACCCAACCUGCAGGUCCGCAUCAGGCCUAGUAUAGAGUUUCGUGGUGUCUGUACAGGUGGUGGAGAAAACAAGAAAAACAUUAUUUUCUUAUCGACACUUCACUCAGAGCCUCAAGAUCGAACUUUCAAGCAUCGUUAACACUGUUUACUACGUGGACUGUUUUCUUUAGUAAUCCACAGACAUGCGUAUUUCAGUUCUUACCCCUAAAAUAAUUGCGGAUAUAUAGUUAUUUCCGAUCGUUCAUUUGUGUCAUUAUAUUCAUAUCUAGGGCUAGCUUGUUUUCUUUACGAAGUAUCAUACUAUAUAGUAUACUCACCGAGUGAUGCAUAAGACGGUCUUUGAGAGAACACUAAUAAAUGAAUACUGGUAAGCGCAUGUUCAAGACGGGACAAGAGAAGACACCGAAGCACGGGACAAGCGAACACGAAUAGCCCGGAACACUAAUACAGAACACUAAUAAUCCAGUGUGAUUGAUUAAGGGCUAGGCAGCGUGGUAUGGGGGAUCGGUGCCACUGAACGCAAAAUUCAGCGUAAUAUGCCUGAAUGUGGUGCAUACGCACCACUUUCCUUUUCUUUUUGCGCGUUUGUGUGUGAGUGCAAUGCGUGCUAAUGGCAAUAUUGGCCAGAGGAGAAAACAGGAAAUAGAGUACGACACGCGGUACUGCCACUAUUGACAGGGUGGAGCAAAAGCGGACUAAGUCAGCCUUUGAAGUUAAAUUUCGGUCGCUGACCGAACCGCACGUAUGAGCUCCGAAACCUGUUCGUUUUAUUCACAGCAGUGCUCAGCGCUCGUUUCCAGCGUUUGUUUGACGCAAACACACUUUAUUUUUAUUUUCCAUGGCUCGUGCAGUCACCCACUGAAGGAUGUCAACACCAUCCUUGCGAGUUCCAUACGGCGACAGGAUGAUGAUGACCUGGCACAAUUUAACGUCUAGAACACAGGUUUGUAAAUUGUGUCGAGCGAAUAACAUGACUUUCAAGGAGGACCUCGGCUACAUACUAGGUAUCCCGUUGCAAAGAGUAAUGCACUGCAAGUUUCAUUUGCCUUCUUCGGUUGCCUGUAUGAAAUGCCCGAUUCUAAUAAAGUUCCACCAACGAA
Molecule: messenger RNA, 3311 nt
Organism: Dermacentor andersoni
Lineage: Eukaryota; Metazoa; Arthropoda; Arachnida; Ixodida; Ixodidae
Product: ATP-binding cassette sub-family G member 1-like
Biological process (GO): transmembrane transport
Cellular component (GO): plasma membrane
Molecular function (GO): ATP hydrolysis activity; ATP binding; ABC-type transporter activity
Source: RefSeq, a predicted model, not a curated record